AUGAAUAAACAAAUUUAUUUAUUAAGCCAAUCUGAUUCUAAUAAGUUAGAUAAGGAGCUAUUAAGCGAAAAUUUUGGAUAUAAGCUAGAUCAAUUGAUGGAGAUUGCCGGUUUCAAUUGCUCUUCCUGUAUUUUGCAUUGCAUUAAUAACAAUUUCUUAAGCAAAUUUGGUAUUCAUUCGAUUAAAGAAUCUUCUAAAAGUAAGCCAAUUACAAUAUUCUGUGGUCCAGGAAAUAAUGGUGGCGAUGGACUUGUAAUAGCAAGAUACCUUAAACUAUUUGGUGGUUUUCCAAUUGUAAUAUAUCCAAAAAUUGGCAGACCAGAAUUUUUUAACAGCUUAAUAUUAUUACUGGAAAAGUUUGAGGUUCCAAUUUUUAGAAAACUCGAAGAUGCACAAAAUGUUGAUAAUUCAAUUUUGUUAAUUGAUGCAGUAUUUGGUUUUGGAUAUAAUAGCAAUAAAACUGAUAACUGUUAUAGUGAGAUUAUGAAUUUUUUAAUAAUAAAUUCAAAAGAGCACAAAAUACCUGUAAUUUCGAUUGAUGUUCCUUCUGGAUGGGAAAUCGAUAUGAAAGAAAGCUAUAGUGAAGAUAGAAUAGAACCUCAUGUCUUAAUUUCAUUAACUGCUCCAAAGUCGUGUUCAAAGUAUUUUAAUGGAAUUCAUUUUAUUGCAUCACUUUUUGCAACACGUGAUAUAUUGUACAAGUAUAAAGUUGAGUAUAUUUACGAUCUUUUUCUGAAGGAAAAUGCAACUCAAUUUAUUCUAUUUAACCAAAAAAAUGUUGCUUCCACAUUUUCUUAA
Messenger RNA from Cryptosporidium ubiquitum, 798 nucleotides. Its product is annotated as apolipoprotein A-I-binding protein precursor. Lineage: Eukaryota; Apicomplexa; Conoidasida; Eucoccidiorida; Cryptosporidiidae. The transcript has a single exon. Gene Ontology annotation, cellular component: mitochondrion. The record is from RefSeq and is a predicted model, not a curated record. Gene Ontology annotation, molecular function: NAD(P)HX epimerase activity. The coding region runs from base 1 to 798 and encodes 265 amino acids.